AUGAUCGAUUGCUUGCUGGCUCGGCUCAUCUAUGGGUACCUCGUGAUCUACACGGAGACUCGGCAGUUCUUGAGGUUCUGGGUAACACAGCUUGGCCACAUGCACUUGGCGUUGGUGCUCUACGUGAUCCUGAUGGUGGGUGUCCUCCAGCUGCGGUCAGAUGAGCCGGCACCAGGAAUCAUCGCCGCAUGCAGCCUCGUGUUUGUGCUCUGGUCAGCCAUCCGUUUCCGGCAGCAGUACAGGUGGCAGAGGCUUCCUUUCAAGGAGGUAGCCUUUGUCGCAGAGGAGACUCUUGACCAGCAGAAGGACGAGGGUCGAGGAGAGGGAGAGUUGUCGGCCAAGUGCUAUGUGCAACCCGAACUCCGCGCUGCCGAGAGCCUGGAAGUUGAAGCGACAAUGCCCUGA
This is a messenger RNA of Symbiodinium sp. CCMP2592, 405 nucleotides long. NCBI's taxonomy places the organism in Eukaryota, Dinophyceae, Suessiales, Symbiodiniaceae. The record is from the annotation of a GenBank genome assembly.